AUGGGGCAUAAGAAGCGAAAUCUCGCUCCACGCUCCAAAUCCUCACAGACACCGUCCGAGGCGGCUCCGUCAACUGCAAUCGUUGCUGUCGACGGUGGUGCAGCGUUUUCGGAUAAUAUACAAAAUUCCACCACGUAUAUAGCUGAAAAAACCGAGGCCCUAAAUUUGGAAAGUAAGAACGAUGCAAAUCCUUCAUCGUAUAGUACAAUCAAGUUCGAAUGUGAGAAGGCACUCACGACACUGCGGCGGGGGAACCAUACCAAAGCCCUAAGGUUGAUGAAGGAUUUAUGCUCUAAACACGAGAAUUCCCCUCACUCGGCUUUGAUUCACCGUGUUCAGGGGACUGUGUGUGUGAAAGUGGCCUUGAUUAUUGACGACCCGAAUGCCAAACAGCGGCAUUUGAAGAAUGCGAUUGAGAGUGCGAGGAAAGCCAUGACUUUGUCCCCGAAUUCUAUUGAGUUUGCUCAUUUUUAUGCGAAUUUGUUAUAUGAGGCGGCAAAUGAGGGAAAGGAGUACGAGGAGGUGGUGCAAGAGUGUGAGAGGGCAUUGGCAAUUGAGAACCCUGUGGACCCUGCCAAGGAGAGCCUGCAAGAGGAGAGCCAGCAGAAGUUCUCCACAUCCGAGGCUCGGGUUGCCCAUGUGCAAAGUGAGCUUAAAUCUUUAAUUCAGAAGUCGAACAUUGCAUCAAUUUCAACAUGGAUGAAGAAUUUAGGCAAUGGGGAGGAGAAGUUUCGUUUGAUUCCAAUAAGGAGGGCGGCGGAGGACCCAAUGGAAUUGAGAUUGGUGCAGGCAAGAAGGCCAAAUGAGAUUAAGAAGGCAACUAAGACUCCUGAGGAACGACGGAAGGAGAUUGAGGUGAGGGUAGCCGCAGCUCGGCUUUUACAGCAGAAGUCCGAGUCUCCCCAGUUGGGAAAUGGGGAAAAUAGUAACAAAUUGUUGGAUUCUGGUUCUGGGUUGGGGCAGAGAGUGGCAGAAAGAAGGAAAAAUGGGAAUGUGAGGAAAAAUUCGUCUUCGGCUGAGAGAAGGGACUGGGUCCGUUCAUAUUGGAACUCGACAAGUUUGGAUGGGAAGAAAGAGUUGCUUAGAGUUAGAAUAUUGGAUCUCAAAGCUCAUUUUAGUCUGUCAAAGGACUCGUCUGCAAGCGAGGUGCUUAACGAAGCUUUAUCUUUUGGUGAAUCAAACAAAGUAUGGAAAUUUUGGAAGUGCUGCCGCUGCAACGAGAAAUUUGCCAAUGCAGAGUUGUACAUGCAGCAUGUCGUGCAGGAGCAUAUGGGGACUUUGAUACCCGAAAUGCAAAUGAUUUUACCCCAAGCUGUUGAGAAUGAGUGGGCCGAGAUGCUUCUUGACUGUUCUUGGAAACCAUUGGAUUUAACUGCUGCAAGUAGGAUGCUCGAAAAACAGUCAAAAUCUGAGGUACCUGAUUUUCAUGAAGACUCGUACACAAGAAAUGACUCAGAUGAUUCCAAAGAAUGUUUUGUUGACUCUUACUGCAGUGAAUUUGAAUGGGAGUCAUCAAUUGGAAAGAAGAAAUUGGGUGAUAAUUGCAAUGGUAGUACCGAGGAGAGCAGGGAAUUUGAAGAUGUUGAGUGGAUGCAUUGUAAUGGUGAUCAAGGCAGUAAGGAAAUUCUCAAUAAUGAAAAAUGGCCUUUGUCUGAUGAUCCUGAGCGUGCAAAGCUUCUUGAAAAAAUCCAUGCCAUAUUUCAGGCUCUUAUCAAACAGAAGUAUCUUGCUUCAAGUCAUCUUAGGAAGGUUAUUCACUUUGCCGUGGAGAAGCUGCAGGGUGUCUUUGGUUCUCAACUUUUUAAUUCCAAUGUGGACCAAACACCUCUGUGCAUAUGCUUUUUAGGGGCUUCAGAGCUCAAGAAAAUCUUGAAAUUUUUGCAGGAAAUUUCUCAUUCUUGCGGACCAGGAAGAUAUUCUGAUAGAAAUAAUCCCACAAGUGAUUUAAACAGCGGCAUGCAUGAUGUUGACCUGGAGACAUUAAUUAUUAGUCCAGAUGCUUCAUUUUUGGUGCUUGAUGAGCAUUUUCUUCCCUGCAAGCUCUCUCCCUCAUCAUGCGAUGAUGCUGAUAGUAAUGGUUCUAGUGCAGCAAUUGCAUCAUGUGUUAACUUUGAGAAUGGCGUUGUACUUGAUUCAGAUGCAUUACUAUCUUGGAUAUUUACUAGUCCCUCGAGUGGGGAACAAUUGGCAUCGUGGAAACGUGCAAGAGAAGAGAAAGUACAGCAAGGUAUGGAAAUUCUUCAGUUGCUUGAGAAGGAAUUUUACCAUCUUCAGGGCUUGUGUGAGAGAAAAUGUGAGCAUUCAAGUUAUGAGGAGGCGUUGCAGGCUGUGGAGGAUUUUUGUUUGGAAGAGGGCAAGAAAGGAGAUCAUAUUACGGAUUUUGUUCGCCAAAGUUAUGACUCUGUCCUGAGGAAGCGUCGAGAAGAACUUGUUGAGCGUGACAAUGAAAUGACCACAAUCAGCAAUAGGUUCGAGUUGGACGCAAUCACAAAUGUUUUAAAGGAUGCUGAAUCCUUGAAUGCCAACCAGUUUGGCUUUGAGGAGACUUAUACUGGUGUGACGUCUCAUCUUUGUGACAUAGAAUCUGGUGAAGAUGACGACUGGAGAAUGAAAGACUAUUUGCAUCAGGUGGACUCUUGCAUAGAAGUUGCAAUACAGAGACAGAAGGAACAAGUUUCUAUUGAGCUAAGCAAAAUUGAUGCAAGAAUCAUGCGAAUUAUGACGGCGAUGCACCAGUUCAAAGUUAAGCUUGAGCCUGCAGCUGCCGAUGAUUUUCAAACAAUCUUAGUGCCUCUAGUGAAAUCAUUUUUGCGGGCACAACUGGAGGAUAUGGCGGAGAAAGAUGCCACAGAGAAAUCUGAUGCAGCCAGAGAAGCAUUUUUAGCAGAACUUGCUCUAGAUUUUAAGAAGGGCGUUGGUGGAGGUGAGAACUUAAAACAUGUGCAUGAGAAGACGAAGGAUAAGAAAAAGAACAAGGAUAAUCGGAAAAACAAGGAUUCAAAGGUCAUUGGUUGUAGUGAGCUGAAUAUGCUUUGUGAUCAGACUUCUGAAGAGAUAUCACUUCCAAAUGCUCUUGAUGGAGACGAUCCAGAUGCCGAAAGUUCUGUAGCUGGGAAUGAUGAUGCUUUGAGACUACAGGAAGAGGAAUGCAGACUCAAUAUUGAACUAGAAGCUGAGGAAAGAAAGCUUGAAGAAACUCUGGAAUAUCAAAGACGUAUCGAAAAUGAAGCAAAACAGAAGCAUCUUGAGGAACAGCAUAAGACGAUAUCCAGAACAAUUCCUGAGAAGAUGGAGGCAGUUGCAAUACUUGAUACUGACUUGAUGCACAACUAUGAUGUCCAAUAUGCCAAUGAGCGAUGGACAAAUGGCAAGGAAACCUUAAUACAGAAGGGUGAAUUUACGAUGGACAAUGGAGGAAUUCCGAAAGAUGGUGGUUUACCUUCUGACCGAAGCUCACGAAGGAGAGGUAGACGGCAAAAGACUCCGACUAGAUUAAGUGAUGGAAAGUAUCAACCAGUCUCUUCAGAAAAGCAAAAUACUGAAGUUAGUCAACUAAGAUCUACCCACACGGUCCCUGAAGGAAGCUAUACUGGAACAAAGACAUUGAGACAGCUACAAGCGGAGGAUGAUGAUGAAGAGAGGUUCCAAGCUGACCUUAAGAAAGCUGUACGGCAAAGUCUUGACACGUUCCAUGCACAUCGAAAACUGCCUUUGACGUCAAAUUCACCAAUGCCACAAAAGAAGCUCCCAGAAAUCAGUUACACGGCUGUUUCAUCUAUUGAAGUCCUGAGUGAUGGUGUUAAUGGGACAGAUGGAUAUGGUACAGGGCUGAAAAAUGAAGUUGGUGAAUAUAAUUGCUUUCUCAAUGUCAUAAUACAGUCCUUGUGGCAUUUAAGACGUUUCCGAGAAGAAUUUUUGAGAUCUUCUUCGGAGCAUGUUCAUGUUGGUGAUCCUUGUGUCAUAUGUGCUUUGUAUGAUAUCUUCACGGCCCUUAGCAAGGCGUCCAUAGAUACACGUAGAGAAGCUGUUGCACCUACUUCUUUAAGAGUUGCUCUAAGCAAUUUGUAUCCUGAUAGCAAUUUCUUCCAGGAGGGUCAGAUGAAUGAUGCUUCAGAAGUGCUGGGGGUUGUAUUUGAUUGUCUGCAUCAAUCAUUUACUCCUGCACCUUCUGUGUCUGAUACUGAAUCGGUAGAUAGCAACUGUGUGGGCUCCUGGGAUUGCACAAAUGGUUCUUGUGUUGCACACACACUUUUCGGAAUGGACGUAUUAGAAAGAAUGAAUUGUUACAACUGUGGUUUGGAGUCCAGAUAUUUGAAGUACACAUCUUUCUUCCACAAUAUUAAUGCCAGUGCUCUCAGAACAAUGAAGGCUAUGUGCCCAGAAACCUCUUUCGACAAGCUCCUAAACCUUGUUGAAAUGAAUCACCAGUUAGCUUGUGAUCCAGAUGAUGGUGGCUGUGGGAAGCUAAACUAUAUUCACCAUAUUCUCUCAGCGCCGUCCCAUGUUUUCACUACAGUUCUGGGUUGGCAGAAUACUUGUGAGAGUGUCGAAGACAUAACAACAACAUUAGCGGCCUUGUCAACUGAGAUUGAUAUAAGUGUCCUUUAUCGCGGUCUUGAUCCAAAAAAUAAACAUUGCGUGGUUUCAGUGGUUUGCUAUUAUGGGCAGCACUAUCAUUGUUUUGCUUACAGUUACGAUCAUGAACAGUGGAUCAUGUAUGAUGACAAAACAGUAAAGGUAAUUGGUGGCUGGAAUGAUGUUCUUAUGAUGUGUGAAAAAGGACAUCUACAACCCCAAGUCCUCUUUUUUGAAGCAGUAAAUUAA
This is a messenger RNA of Fraxinus pennsylvanica, 4824 nucleotides long. Lineage: Eukaryota; Viridiplantae; Streptophyta; Magnoliopsida; Lamiales; Oleaceae. The record is from the annotation of a GenBank genome assembly.